Cladophialophora immunda is the source of this 2803-nucleotide messenger RNA. RefSeq lists its product as uncharacterized. Bases 198 to 2282 code for a protein of 694 amino acids. Gene Ontology annotation, biological process: regulation of DNA-templated transcription; DNA-templated transcription. NCBI's taxonomy places the organism in Eukaryota, Fungi, Ascomycota, Eurotiomycetes, Chaetothyriales, Herpotrichiellaceae. Gene Ontology annotation, cellular component: nucleus. Gene Ontology annotation, molecular function: transcription cis-regulatory region binding; DNA-binding transcription factor activity, RNA polymerase II-specific; zinc ion binding. The record is from RefSeq and is a predicted model, not a curated record. The transcript has 3 exons.
AGCUUAAGACAUCGCAAGGCUGCGUAUAGUGUUCGGAACAGUAUUAUUCCGAAGGCACCAACCUACGCGAUCGCUGACAAUUUGAAACAGCAUCAGUCUCAAAGCCGUUCUCUUCUUAUCACUCGCCGAUCCUGAUUUUAUCUUUGACGAAAUCGGCCAUAGUUCAUGACAUCUAGAAGUUUUGGCCACAUUGAGCGAUGAAUCCCUCUGAAGACCCUGAAAUCCACAGUGAUGGGAGCGAAGAGAGCGACGAUGCCGCUGCCCCCAAAGCCAGAACCGUCAGGUCUAGCCGAGCGUGUAUAACUUGCAGGCGGAUGAAAACAAGAUGCGAAAUCGACGAAGCACUAGGGAACGCGUGUAAAUUGUGCAUUCGGGCCCGUCGACAAUGCAUUAUGCAGGAUCUACCCCGACGAAGGAAAAGAAAGACUACCGAACGAGUUGCAGAUCUCGAGCAGAAAAUCAAUGCGCUCACGGCACUUUUGAGCGCCAACGAGUCGAACAGCCCUGUAGAUCACAAGAAACUGGCCAGUGCCCAUGGCGACUCGACUGGGACUUCGGCGUCCAAGGUGCAGACAUUAGCCAAACCCGACAAUACCCUCAUCGCGGAAGCGUUGUCUCGCGGCUUGUUCACCUGGGAAACUGCCUGUAAGGCUUUUGAACGAUACAAGAAUGAAAUGUGCCGCUACUUCCCGUUCGUGGUCUUUGCUUCUGGCUCUGACGCCGCCGCCGUCAAACAACAACAGCCGCUCUUGUUCUUCGCCGUCAUUACUGUUAGCCUGGCUUCAAUGCAAACAACCGUCGAUGCCGAACUAUGCGACAUGCUCAUCAAAGAUUUAGCCUUACGAGUCGUAUACACUGGUGAACGGUCUCUCGAACUUGUGCAGACUUUAAUUGUCCACAUCUUGUUCUACGGCAGGGCCAAAAACAUGCGAGAUCUCAAUUUCAACCAGAUGGUGCAUAUUGCCAGCACAAUGGCGCUUGAUAUCGGCUUGGGCAGACGACCUCAUAAAUCAACCUUGACGCAAAGAACUGAUCCCCAUCAACUGGAAUCACUCGCAGGGCGACGGGCAUGGCUGGGGUGCUACUAUAUGGGGACGAGUGUUUCAAUGUCACUUCGCCACCCCGCCUUCGUUCGCUGGUCUGUGUACACCGAGGAAUGCUUGGACGUCCUCUCCGAUGAGGCGUCUGUCUUACCAAGCGAUAUGUGGCUAUGUGACUUGAUACGUAUCCAACAUAUUGCAGAAGAUGCCUCAGUCACAUUCUCAAUGGAUGACCCUGGUGCUAUUGUCACACUCCGCGACGUCAAGAUUCAGUAUCAGAUCCGAGGCUUUCGUCAGCAAUUGGACUAUUGGCGUCGUCAUGCCAAAACGGACUUGACUUUGCCCUACGUUCGCCAUGUUGCCGCAUGCACCGAUCUCUUCAUCCAUGAAAUAGCCCUGCAUCCGGAACAUGACAUCGACGACCUCCGUUCACCACUCCGUACUGCUCUUGCGCCGCCUGCUGCAGCCGUUGAGAGUAUGACAUCAAAGUUCAAAGACUUACAUUUCAUUCCUGCAAGAGUAGAGGCAUUGUUUGCUUGCCUCGCUGCAAUUCACGAAUGCUUUGACGCAUUUCUCUCCAUAGGCUUCGCUUCCAUGUGCAGCUUGCCAAACAUUUUCUUUGUACGCACGGGUUAUGCAGCUCGAGCACUUCGCAAAUUACUCAAUAUAUGCGAUAGCCAGGCAGAGUUUGAAGGGAGAUCCCACGUCGACGUUCGAGACCUGAAAUUCGAAGAGUAUUUGACUGCAAUCAUCGAUGUACUCAGGAGAGUCCAUGCUCAAAAUAACUCUGUUGUGGCGAGAGCGUUCUGCUUGGUUCUUUCACAGAUCAAGACACAGGGACUCAAUUCAUCCAAAUUGCUUUCUGCGAUGAAGCGAGCGGAUGAGGCUGCGACAACGAGAUCAAGAGUCAGUCCGACAUCUGCCUCCUCCAUGCCGUCAAAUGAGCGCUUCGACCUUCCCUGCCUACAUAGCGACGAGAGCCAACAGUCACAACGAACGGAAUCUCUUACAUACGAUUCUGGUGACCUGAAUAGUGCACCUCCACCCCAGCUGCCCCACGACCAGAUUCCCUUGGAUGCACAAACUCAAGCAAAAAGUGCACAGUGGCUGGAGAAUGAUACGGACGACGCCUUCAUGAGUGGUAUUGAUGUUUUGCAGUGGUUUGAACAGGACUUGGCCUUUGAUGAUCCCGCAGCGUACGACUACGACAGUCAACUCACGGCCCGGUAUUGGCAACAAUAAUAUUUCCGUUGACACUGUGAAUGCUCGACGACCUCUGAGAGAUUGUUGAAUCAGCCAUGCUGGAUGAUGUGCGAUAUGCCAGUGACAACCUCCACGCAAUCGUUCCGCCUAUGUUUCAGAACAUCAAGGAUUUUGGCUCGCACAAUUGAAGAAGCCGGUGUAAUCAACCGAGACUGCACUGACAAUACCUUCCACCUACUUCUAUCAUCUCGGAGACUUCAACGUUGUCCUAAUAAAGUCUUGCAACCAACCUUACGCUUACCACCUUCUAUCUUCCUCUGCCUCCUUAUCAGUUCCUAAGCAGUGGCCAAUCUCGUGUUCGUCCAGUACGCCUAGGUCCUUCUAAACGAUGGAGGGGACCUCAGAGAGGUGUCUCUCCGUGUACAUGAGGCUUGUUAGAAGUUUCAAGACAUCGCCGUGUCCACCAAGCCUAAGAACAUUAAGACUCUGCUUCAAAUGUGACACGAACCACAUUCGAUCUCCCGCGGGCACCGACAAAUCGACCCCAUAAAUGCACACCC